Rhododendron vialii is the source of this 2363-nucleotide messenger RNA. Its product is annotated as V-type proton ATPase catalytic subunit A. The record is from RefSeq and is a predicted model, not a curated record. Gene Ontology annotation, cellular component: proton-transporting V-type ATPase, V1 domain; plant-type vacuole. Bases 232 to 2103 code for a protein of 623 amino acids. Gene Ontology annotation, biological process: ATP metabolic process; proton transmembrane transport. Lineage: Eukaryota; Viridiplantae; Streptophyta; Magnoliopsida; Ericales; Ericaceae. The transcript has 20 exons. Gene Ontology annotation, molecular function: ATP binding; ATP hydrolysis activity; proton-transporting ATPase activity, rotational mechanism.
UUCUCCCUUACAAAUCCCCCUGUUGUUCCUAUCCUCAUAAUUCAUGUACACCCUUCUUCUUCGUUUGGUUCUUCAAAUCUGCCAGAGACACCCUUGCUGCAGCAGCAAUUCUGUAGCGCUUCCUCGACGAUCUGAUCUUCGGGGCUGAGGUUUAGAUUUUACUAUUAAGCCGUACCGUUAAAACUGAAAAACAUCUUCCGUUUAUCCAAUUCUCCGAUCCGCCUGUGAAGAAUGCCGUCGGUCUACGGAGCCCGAUUGACUACUUUUGAAGAUUCAGAGAAGGAAAGCGAGUAUGGAUACGUUCGAAAGGUAUCGGGACCAGUCGUCAUUGCAGAUGGAAUGGCUGGGGCUGCUAUGUACGAACUGGUACGUGUUGGACAUGACAACCUUAUUGGGGAGAUUAUUAGAUUGGAAGGAGAUUCUGCUACAAUCCAAGUUUAUGAAGAAACAGCUGGAUUGACGGUGAACGAUCCCGUUCUAAGAACACACAAGCCUCUGUCAGUGGAGUUGGGUCCUGGAAUUUUGGGAAACAUAUUUGAUGGAAUUCAGAGGCCUCUGAAGACCAUCGCAAAACUAUCUGGGGAUGUGUAUAUUCCUCGUGGAGUCUCAGUUCCAGCCCUUGACAGAGACACGCUUUGGGAUUUCCAACCUAAAAAAAUAGGUGAGGGAGAUCUUCUAACAGGAGGAGACUUAUAUGCCACUGUCUUUGAGAACAGUUUAAUGGAACACCGUGUUGCACUUCCUCCUGAUGCUAUGGGAAAGAUAACCUAUAUUGCACCAGCUGGUCAAUAUUCCUUGAAGGACACUGUUUUGGAGCUUGAGUUUCAAGGGGUCAAAAAGCAAAUUACCAUGCUUCAGACCUGGCCUGUACGAUCUCCCAGGCCUGUUGCGUCAAAGCUUGCUGCUGAUACUCCACUUCUUACCGGGCAGCGAGUGCUUGAUGCUCUUUUCCCCUCGGUCCUUGGUGGGACGUGUGCCAUUCCUGGUGCAUUUGGCUGUGGAAAAACAGUCAUUAGUCAAGCUCUUUCCAAGUAUUCCAAUUCCGACACUGUUGUGUAUGUUGGUUGUGGGGAAAGAGGAAAUGAAAUGGCAGAGGUUCUAAUGGAUUUUCCUCAAUUGACAAUGACACUGCCUGACGGCCGUGAGGAAUCUGUUAUGAAACGUACCACACUUGUGGCAAACACUUCAAACAUGCCCGUGGCUGCUCGUGAGGCUUCAAUCUAUACAGGAAUCACUAUAGCUGAAUACUUCAGAGAUAUGGGAUACAAUGUUAGCAUGAUGGCAGAUUCAACAUCACGUUGGGCAGAAGCAUUGCGUGAAAUUUCAGGUCGACUGGCGGAGAUGCCAGCAGAUAGUGGAUAUCCUGCUUAUCUGGCAGCACGUUUGGCCUCAUUCUACGAACGUGCUGGCAAAGUGAAAUGCCUUGGUGGGCCAGAACGUAAUGGUAGUGUCACCAUUGUUGGUGCUGUUUCUCCUCCCGGAGGAGAUUUCUCUGAUCCUGUUACAUCUGCAACCCUCAGCAUUGUGCAGGUUUUCUGGGGUCUGGACAAGAAACUGGCCCAGAGGAAACACUUCCCUUCUGUGAAUUGGCUCAUUUCGUAUUCAAAGUAUUCAACGGCAUUAGAAUCCUUCUAUGAGAAAUUCGAUCCAGAUUUUAUUGACAUCAGGACAAAAGCUCGUGAAGUGCUACAGAGAGAAGACGAUCUUAAUGAAAUUGUCCAACUGGUCGGUAAGGAUGCUUUAGCUGAAACAGAUAAAAUUACCAUGGAGACAGCAAAGCUUUUAAGGGAAGACUAUCUUGCCCAGAAUGCCUUCACUCCGUACGACAAAUUUUGCCCUUUCUACAAGUCUGUUUGGAUGAUGCGCAACAUUAUCCAUUUCUAUAAUUUGGCCAAUCAGGCCGUGGAACGAGGAGCUGGUAUGGAUGGCCAGAAAAUAACAUACACCCUUAUCAAGCAUCGGCUAGGAGAUCUAUUCUACCGCUUGGUGUCUCAAAAAUUUGAGGAUCCUGCUGAAGGAGAGACAGCCCUUGUGGCAAAGUUCAAGAAACUAUAUGAUGAUCUGACAGCAGGUUUCCGUAAUCUCGAAGAUGAAACUCGAUGAUCGACUGUAAAAUGUCGUGAGAUUCACCCAGUUGGUUUUCUGUUCAUUGUGCUUUUGUAUGAGGGAACCGAAUGAGAUUAUUAGGCCCUUAUCGCGCACUCUAGUGUUUAGCCUUUGUUUUAUAUGGGUUGGUGUAAUAUCUAUUUUUUGUAAUUUCAGUUGUUUCUUUUUGGCGUGGUCAAAAAUAAAGACGCCGCUUUUGCUUGUGAUAUUUUAUUUGCACAUGGAUCCAAUAAAUAUCUGGUUGACUUGUAUCUUAA